AUGGUUUUCAAGACAGUGGGGAACUUUGCCCUUCCAUCUCAGGAGAAAUCACAAAACGGGGUGAACACUAACUAUGGGGAUUUAUUUGAAGUUGCCACUAUUUAUCUUUCAAAGUAUGAAAUGCGCUUGCUUUUAUACAUCUGCUGGAGCUUAUGGCAAAAUAGAAAUAAAGUAGUUGUUGAAGGUCGUUCUUGUGCACAGGAGGUGAUUUUCAAAAGAGCUAUUUACUUGGCUGAUGAAUAUGGAAAUCUUGUGAAAGGUGAACCUAAAAUAUAUGUUGAGAAACCAACCAAAUGGUCUCCUCCUCCCGUUGGUAAAUAUAAACUGAAUGUUGAUGUUGCUUAUAUUCCCAAAACAUGUGUGGGUGGAAUUGGUGCUGUUGUUAGAAAUGACAAAAGGGAAGUGAUGACGGCUAUGGCCCUUCCUCUUGCCACCGCCACCUCACCUAAAUACGUAGAGAUCAUGGCACUUCAUUUCGGGAUUAAAUUUACUCGAGAUGCUAGCUUUUCUUUUAUUCUAUUGAGUCUGAUUCACAAGGAGUGGUAA
Messenger RNA from Prunus armeniaca (apricot), 546 nucleotides. Lineage: Eukaryota; Viridiplantae; Streptophyta; Magnoliopsida; Rosales; Rosaceae. The record is from the annotation of a GenBank genome assembly.